Messenger RNA from Drosophila navojoa, 2674 nucleotides. RefSeq lists its product as uncharacterized. Gene Ontology annotation, cellular component: nucleolus. Gene Ontology annotation, biological process: maturation of LSU-rRNA; rRNA base methylation. NCBI's taxonomy places the organism in Eukaryota, Metazoa, Arthropoda, Insecta, Diptera, Drosophilidae. Gene Ontology annotation, molecular function: RNA binding; rRNA (cytosine-C5-)-methyltransferase activity. The record is from RefSeq and is a predicted model, not a curated record.
UGUUGAGAAGCCCGUGAGCGGCACUGCACGUGGAGGCAUAUAUUUUUUAAACAACGUUUUUCGGUAGCGAAACGUGAAUUAAAGGGAAUAAAAUAUGGGACGCAAAGCUGAAUAUAGUGAAAAGCAAAAGAAAGGGCCUGGUCGCAAGGCCCGCAAACAGGGACCGCCUAAGUUCCCAAAGAAAUCAUUCGCGCCGCUCGACGAUGAGGAUAAGAGAUUGUCACACCGUCAAAAACAGCGCGUUGCCAAGCGGGAACAAAAAAAGCUAGUGCAGAAAGCUAAAUCAAAGGAUAAACGCGCUCAACAGCCCCGUAAGCAAAAAGAGUAUCACAGCGAGAGCGACAGCGAACCAGAGGCCCAGCAACCGGUGGAGUCAUCAGACGAGGAAGUGCCACAACUUGUGCCAAUCAAAAAACAAAAGUCAAAUGGUUUCACGGACGAUAAUAAAGAUUGGUUAAAGUUAAAGUCGAAGCAGCAACAGAAAACUAGGAAACAACAAUUAGAGGAUCUGCAAGAGAAAGAAGAGACGGAGAAUGAAUUCGAAGGUGACUCAGAUGAGGAAGUUGAAAACGACGAGGCAUAUGAUGAAACAGAUGGAGAAGAGGAGCAAUCAAUCGAUGACGAUAACGAAGCUCAAGUUGGUAAAUUGGACGAUCUUUUUGAUGACGACGAUGAAGAUCAGGAAACAGAUGAAAAUGAGGACAAUGAAGAUGAUGAUGACGAAAACGAUGAGGAUGAUGAUGAUGAUGAUGAUGAUGAUGACACGUUGCCUAUUGAGCGUGCCAACAAAAAACUUAAAAAGCGUCAGGAACAAGAUGACAAAUUGGCACAGGAGGAGAUGCAGAUGUCUGUCGAUCAGUCGGAAGUGUUUCGUUUACCAGAGCCUGGAGAAGACGCUGACAAGGAGCUAUCCUUACAGGAUGUACAACAGCGCAUUAAGGACAUUAUUCAGGUACUCUCUGACUUUGGAAAAUAUCGGCAGGAGGGUCGCUCGCGCAGCGAAUAUGUAGAUCAGCUUCGUUCGGACCUAUGUUUGUACUACAGUUACAAUGAGUUUCUCAUGUCCAAAUUAAUGGAUAUAUUUAAGUUGAGCGAUCUUAUGGAGUAUUUGGAGGCCUCAGAGGUAGCGCGUCCGUUGACUAUACGCACAAAUUCCCUAAAGACACGCCGUCGAGAUCUUGCUGGCGCCUUAAUUAAUCGAGGUGUCAAUCUCGAUCCAUUAGGCAAGUGGACAAACGUGGGCCUUGUUAUAUUUAAUUCUACAGUUCCACUGGGCGCCACGCCCGAGUAUCUAGCUGGACAUUAUAUGAUACAGGGCGCUUCGUCGAUGCUGCCAGUGAUUGCAUUGGCACCGCAGGAGAAUGAACGAGUGCUAGAUAUGUGCUCUGCACCUGGGGGCAAGGGAUCACAUAUAGCUGCUGUUAUGAAGAACACGGGAGUGUUAUUUGCCAACGAUGCGAAUAGGGAUCGGAUCAAGGCCGUUGUGGCCAAUUUCCAUCGGUUGGGCAUUGUGAAUGCUAUUGUCAGCUGUGAGGAUGCGACCAAGUUUAGAAAUAUAAUGACAGGCUUUGAUCGCGUACUGCUCGAUGCGCCUUGUACUGGCACGGGUGUGGUUUCCAAGGAUCCGAGUGUUAAGACGACUAAAUCAGAGAUUGAUGUGCAGCGUUGCUAUAAUUUACAGCGCAAGCUUUUGCUUACUGCUAUUGAUUGCGUGGAUGCCAAAUCUUCCACUGGCGGAUAUGUUGUGUACUCCACUUGUUCAGUCUUGCCCGAGGAGAAUGAAUGGGUCAUUGAUUAUGCUCUCAAGAAGCGAAAUGUAAAGCUGGUGCCCCUGGGUAUUGAUUUUGGUGAGCCUGGUUUCACCAAGUUCCGGCAGCAUCGCUACCAUCCCAGCUUAAAUUUGUGCAGGCGAUUUUAUCCACAUACAAAUAAUAUGGAUGGCUUCUUUGUAGCUAAACUGAAAAAGUUCUCCAAUACUAUACCUAUCACCAAGGAGCAACAAGAAGCGGAUGAGAAGCAGCUAGAUGAAGCACUUGCAUCAGAUCAGACUGAAUCGAAUACUGCAGAAACUAAGGAGAAGGCAACGGAAGCCACUGAAGGACGGCGAAAAGCCCUUGGAAAGCGUGCUGGAAAGCCCAGUCUUACAGACGUAGAACAUGAUUUAAAAAAGAAAAAGCUUGAGCAAAGUAAAACGAAAUAUGUAGCUAAGGUGUUUGAAAAGCCCAUCAAAGUGUCCAGCAAAUCGAAGCCAGAGCGAACUUUGCCUGUUUCGAAAAAGAAUGAAGAAGAAUCCUCCACAGCUUCCCCAAAGGUCCAAUCGAAAGAGCAGGCGCCACAAUCAAAUGGCAAUAAGAAACAGAAACCUUCGAAAAACGAGGAACAAUCAUCACCGCAAGAAAAUGGACAGAAGGCGAAAUCAACCUCCAAAAUAACAAAGAAGCUUUCCCAGGCGCCCCGAGUGGAUAUUGAUGAGCUGCCAUUGCUAGAAGGAAAGCCCAUUAAAAAGGAAAACAAACUGAAAAAUAAAUCUAAGCAGCUGGGACAGUUGAAAAAGUUCAAAAAGACAGCGGACAGUAAAAGCAAGCAAAGGUUUAAAAAAUAAUCAUGAAUUGGAAUUAGUUUAAUGAGUCUUAUUAAAAACUUUAUAGUUGGUUAAUUGCGAUGCUUAAAAUAU